Juglans regia (Persian walnut) is the source of this 1754-nucleotide messenger RNA. Its product is annotated as pentatricopeptide repeat-containing protein At1g13040, mitochondrial-like. NCBI's taxonomy places the organism in Eukaryota, Viridiplantae, Streptophyta, Magnoliopsida, Fagales, Juglandaceae. Bases 26 to 1627 code for a protein of 533 amino acids. The transcript has a single exon. The record is from RefSeq and is a predicted model, not a curated record. Gene Ontology annotation, molecular function: protein binding.
CUCUCUCUCUCUCUCUCUCUCUGUAAUGAUGUCUGCUCUGUGUCCUGCACCCUCCGGAUUUCUUCAGUCACCCGUUCAAUCCGCUUUACCUAAUUACCCUUUCUUCUUCGGCAUUUGCAGACACCACAAUCAGAAAGCACCCCAAGGCAACUUCAUUGUCCUUGCUGCACUCUCCCUUUCUUCCUCCAACCCAACAGAGCGCCCUCGCCUACAUACUAUACACCUCCUCCACGAUCAUUAUCGAUUUCUCCCAAGGAAACACUCCCACUUGAUUUAUGUUAAUAGGAAUCACUUGGUCGAUCCCAGAACUAGUAGCUUUCAGGUCCCAGAUUUCGUAGGCACAAUCGGAUCACUACCCACUGAGGAAAGAACUGAGUUUCUCACUGCCUAUAUCAAAGAUACUGAGUUUCGUACCAUAUCCAAUUUCAAUGAUCUGCUCAUGGCUUUACUUAUAGCUGAAGAGCCUGACCUUGCCUUGAAACUGUUCUCUGAUUUAUCAUCUUAUGCGUCAAUAGAGCCAGAUUCUUGGACAUUUUCCAUCGUCAGCAGAUGCUACUGCAAGAAAAACCAUCUGGAUGAGGCCCAACGAGUGUUAGACCAUAUGGUAGAAGAAAGGGGUUUUCACCCAGACGUAGCAACAAUCACCAUGCUCAUUAAUGGGUUCUGCAAAAGAGGUAAAUUGCAGAGAGCUUUUGAGCUCCUUCAUUUCAUGGGCCGAAUCGGUUGCGAACCCACUGUUCGUACGUACAAUUGCUUGUUAAAGGGGAUGUGUUAUGUGGGAAGGGUGGAGGAGGCAUUUGAGAUGCUGAUAAAAAUCAAGGAGAGCAUGAAGCCAGACAUUUAUACGUAUACAGCUGUUAUGGAUGGUUUUUGUAAAGUGGGUCGGUCAGAUGAGGCUAUGGAACUGCUUGACGAAGCCGAAGAGAUGGGGUUGACACCAAAUGUGGUCUCUUACAACACACUUUUUCAAGGGUAUUGCAAGGAGGGGAGGCCAUUGGAGGGUAUUGGUGUUUUGAAGCAAAUGAAGCAGAGAAAUUGCAUGCCUGAUUACAUCUGUUAUAGCACUUUGUUGCAUGGGUUGUUGAAAUGGGGUAAGAUUCGGUCUGCCUUACGAACGUACAAGGAGAUGGUGGGGGAUGGUUUCGAAGUGGAUGAGAGGAUGAUGAAUACUUUCCUGAGAAGGUUAUGCAGGAGAUCUUGGAAAGAAAAAGAUAUGCUAGAAGAUGCCUAUCAAGUGUUUGAGAAAAUGAAGAAGAGGUUUUAUGUAAUAGAUCUUAGCACCUAUAGCCUAAUGAUCCAAGCUCUAUGUACGGGAAAGAAGAUUGAGCAGGCUUUGGACAACUUGCAUGAUAUGAUAAGAAUGGGGCAUUCUCCACCUAUAAUUACGUUUAACAGUAUCAUUCGAGCACUUUGUGCUGGAGGCAGGGUAGAUGAAGCCUUGUUAGUUCUGGCUCUAAUGGAUGAAGGAAGAAGAAUGCCUAACAGAAUUUCUUAUAACCUUCUAAUUGAGGAGUUGAAUAGACGAAAAUGGUUGUUGGGCGCUUGUAAUAUCUACGGCAUGGCGUUGAAGCGAGGUGUGAUUCCCAAUAGGAAACCACCACAGACGAGGAGAAAUGUGUUCAUGUAAUUCUGAGCCAUUGAAGGAUGGCAAAAACGUUCUGAUAUAAGGAUACUCCGUACGAGUAAGUGCUAUAUUUAUUAACACUGGGACAUUAAACAGAACGCCAGCGUCAAGUGUCGCUGGCUUUGAUCCA